Messenger RNA from Cheilinus undulatus (humphead wrasse), 7459 nucleotides. RefSeq names its product NHL repeat-containing protein 3-like. Gene Ontology annotation, molecular function: protein binding; ubiquitin protein ligase activity; translation repressor activity. Lineage: Eukaryota; Metazoa; Chordata; Actinopteri; Labriformes; Labridae. The record is from RefSeq and is a predicted model, not a curated record. Gene Ontology annotation, biological process: negative regulation of translation; proteasome-mediated ubiquitin-dependent protein catabolic process; protein polyubiquitination. The transcript is spliced from 4 exons. The coding region runs from base 295 to 1356 and encodes 353 amino acids.
CGAGAAAGGCAGGUGGAAGCUUUCGUUCUCCUCCGCGUUGAUCAUAACCUGAUCAUUUCAGCAUUAUUGAGGACUUGUAUUAUGUGUCUUGCUAAUUCGGUGAUGGUUUUAUUGCAGUACUGUGAACAGAAAUGCUGUAUGCUCGUUUGUCUCACAUGCCGUGCUGUUUGGUUGACGUUUAGGGCUCCACAACAGAUCAGGAAGUGAAGUCUGCGUUGUUUAUGGAGCUCUUUGUAUAUUAAAGGAUACGACGUCGCUGACCCCGGACAUUGACCGCAGCAGCAGUCAGCAGUGAUGUUUGCGAAGAAGAGAGGCCAUACAUGUUUGAUAGCCUCCAGUAUGGCCACGAUAUUCCUUUUAAUGAUGGUUCUCUACGGGACCAUCGGCACCCAGCAGCAGGCCGGCAGCUCCAGCCUCAGAAUGGACCACCAGCUGGACAGACCCCUCUACAAACUGGACCUGAGCUGGCCCAAGAGCUCCGAGCUGUUCACUGGAGAGGUGUUUGGAGUGGCUGUCAACCAGUAUGCUGGGGUGGUGUAUGUGGCACAGAGAGGUGAAAACAUACCAAAGGUGCUUGUGUUCACCACGGACGGUGACUUCCUCAUGGCCUGGAACACCACCACCCUGGAGAUGCCUCAUGGGAUAUUUCUAGCAGAUGCUGCUUCUUCAAACCCCACAGUGUGGAUCACUGAUGUGGGAGACGGCCCGUACGGUCACUGCAUCAAACAGUACUCGCCAUCCGGGAAACUCCUGCAGACUCUUGGGACACCAGGGCAGGCGGGCUCUGGGAUUAACCCUCUGCAGUUUGACCAGCCAGCUGAGAUCUUCGUGCACGACUCUGGAGAGAUGUACAUCGUCGACGGUGACGGUGGGAUGAACAACCGCCUCAUCAAGCUGUCCAAAGACCAGGAGGUGCUGUGGGUGCACGGGGAGAAAGGACACAACCCGGCUCAGUUCUACAUCCCACACAGCGUGACCGUGGACGCCGCUAUGAGGGUGUGGGUGGCUGACCGGGGAAACAAGAGGAUCCAGGUCUUCAACUCCAUCACCGGGGACUGGCUGGGCACAUGGGGGAGCUGUUUCACUGAGGAUGCACCGUACUCUGUCCGCCUGACCCCGGAUAAGAGGUACUUUGUUGUUGUGCAGCUCAACACCAACCAGAUUUCGUUGCUGGACGCCCCGCCGGUGGGUCAGAUUGGUCAGUGCAGGGUGGUGAGUGUGAUCCAGCUGGCUGAUGAGGUGAAGCCACACCUGGUGGACCUGGACUUGAAGACGGGUGCUCUGUUUGUGGCUGAGAUUGGAGCUCAGCAGGCACAGAAGUUCACCCCCUUCAGUCUGGGAGCAAAUUUACUUUAGAACCUCAGCAACCCUCUGUUUAAAGGGUAGAAAUGGCAUGGUUUGUCACAAAUGUAUGUUUACCUUUCACUCAAAAAUAAGGGCCCUGGAUGUCCAUGUAAGUCAUGUAAUGAUCGAUCAUAAAACCCUAACAGAUCGUAUCUAAGGCUGCAAUUUCUAAAGUCUGCUCUGAAUGCUUUAUCUCAUAGAAUCAACAGUUUAGGCUCCAAAUUUGCCAUGUUGUCAGAGUACCAGCAAUUUUGUUUGCAGGAAGUUCUUUGGUUCUUUUCCAUACUCUGGGCUUUUUUCUUUUAAUUUGGAGCUUCUAUGCCUUUAUAUGUGAGGGGAAUGAAGUUCAGGAAAAGAGCCACAGGCUGGAUUUGAACCCAAGCUGCUUGGGCAGACAUAACCACUAGACUUCCCUACUCAUUGUCUAAAUUGCACAAAUACAUUGACAACACUGUGGUAUGGAUACGUAGCAAAUCUAUUUUUUUUACUCAUUAUGUUGCUGCUGUUCAGUUUAGACAGUGGGCAGGACUUUGCUUGCAACUUUUGAUAAUUGAAAACUAAAAAGUUCCCCAAAUUGUCUCACUAGAGCCACAGUUUUUGUUGCAGUGCUAUUAAAACAGGUCUCUAUAUGAUUUCAUUUUUCUAGUAUCAUUUUGAAGUUUAAAAUUCUGGCAUCAUGAUAACUCUAGUUUCUUUAAAUGCUGCAGUAAACUAAAGGUUUGUCUGUGUAAAAAGUCACCAGAACUUGCAGCUCAUGCAGGCCAUGUUUUGGUUUCAGUGAGUUGGCUGAAACCUGCAUUCACCCAGGUUUUAGAGGGGUCCUAAUCCUAGUUUGGCAUGGCAUGCAGCUAACCCAGAUCCUGACACGUGCAUAAUUAGACCUCAAAGAAAGUUGGAGCACCUGCCAGGCUGAAGGAAAGUGCACUCAAAUAACCUAUUCUUUAUCAGCACACAACCUGCUUGGCAAACACAAUGUGUUGAUUUGAUCAAGUACUUGCUUGCAAAGUCUUGCAAAAUUAUAUGUGCAAUCAUUAAGGUUGCCAAACCUAUACAUUUUGAUGCCUCUUGUUGUAAAACAAAACUUUCUGUUUUUUUUUUUAUGGAUAGUGUUGCUGCAAUUUAUUCUUGCCACUUAUCAAACACAGAAACUCAAAAUCAAACCAACCACUUGGUUGGCUUUUCAGUUUAUUCAGCUGUCCUUUAAAAACAAAGGGGGAUCUUGUAGCAUGUCACUUGCCUUUUUGGUAAAAAAAAAAAAGUGUCCACCCUCCAGGCUGUUCGCCCUUUCUUACCUGCCUAUCUGUAUACACAUCACUAAACUACAGAUUCUAUCAAAAUAGAAGCAUUAAAAAUACUCAAAACAAUAACACUAGCAAUAUCAAACUUAUUUCUUGAGAAUUUAUCUGAGCAUUUCAAUUAAAUAUCCAUGAUCAUUAGUUAUAUAAAACAAUGUGAAUAGCUCCAAUAUAUAGUAUCAAAAAGUGCUGUAACUAAUAAAAAAAACUUAAGAUGCUCAAUCAUAUUUUAAACUGAUCUGCAUGCAAAAGAAAAAGAAAACAUAACCAUGCAAUUGAAUGUGCAGAACUUUGCUUGCACUUUUUGCCCAAUUAAAACACUGAAUUGCCCAAAAUUGCUGUGGUAGCUAAGAAGUUAUCAAAACUGUUUUUGUAUUUACUUGUAGCAUAGCGAUGUUUAAAAAUCUAGCGUAUUAGUUAUGAGGUUUCAGGAGGCUGAAGUGCCGCUUGUCAUGAUGCUGCAAAGAGUUGUGCUGGUUAAGGGAGAGAUAGACUUAAAAACAUAUAUUUUGGGGGCAUUUUUGGCUUUUAUUCAUAGAGGAGGACAGUGGAUAGAGUCAGACACAGGAAUGAGAGGGUGGAAGUGAGGCAUACAGGAAGGAACCCCAGGCUGGACUUAAACCCGGGCCAUUUGUUUAAUACUACACCCACCUGCUCCCACUGGAUUCCUGGCUACUGUCCCCUCCUGCAGCACGUACCAUCCACUCCAGCCCACACCCACAGUAGGUGGGUCAAAUCCCACCCACAUCCCAUACAGAUUCUGACAAUUGAUAUUAAAUAUUCAGAACAACAGACAGUAUGUUUAAUUAAAAGCAAUAUGGAUAUGUUCACUUAAGCACCACUUUGAUAAGUUUCCUCUCUGAAUGAAGGAAACCCUAAGAAAACAACCACAUCCUUGUCAUGCAUAACUGUGCCACACAUGGAUAAGAAAGCAGCUGGGAGUCUCAGACUGAUUUAACUCCUGGUUAUAGCAAUGCCAAAGAAUUAUUUUCCAACUUUAUUUACAGUCAUACAGAGGUGACAUUGUUUCCUGAUCUCUGGAAAGUUUGAGUAAAAGCUGCAGCACACUCCCAUCAGCUCUCAAAGACAGUGUGUUAAUCUUUUCUGUAUUUAUGCUGUGCUGUUACCAUCCACAUCAUUGGAUGCUUAUUGCAGUAAGGCCAAUUUGCAUGGAAAGGGGUGUUUUUCACCCAGAUAACUGCAGAAUGUCUUAGUGUCUCUGCGCACCGGCGCCUAUGUGCAGUGCAUUACUCAGCCCACCUGCAAAGCAACACAGACAUGUCGCCAAUUAUAGUAGUAAGAUAUUGAUUACUGAUGCAUGCAGACUCAUAGUUUGGUUCAUAAUUUUCAUACCCCUGUUAACAACAUUCAAUUAAAGACCUGCAUUAAAAACGUGUACCCCUAUUAUGGACAGUAAAACUCAUUGUGUUAAAAUGCGAUAAAACUACAGCUACCACUUGGCAGUUUCAUGCCUCCAUGAGGUUUACAAUUGUUAAAUAGUGAAAGUAGAGCAGAGGAUCAAGGAGAAGGGCUUGGGGUGUUUUUUGACUUUCAAAAUAAUUCCAGUUUAGCCUUGAGUAAUUAGACAUUUGUGGUUUAAAGAAAAUCCCCAACAGGGAUCUCAUGUUCACUCACAAGGGAUAAACAUAGGGCCUGAUGACCUUCAUUUUUGACCCUUGACCUCCAAAAUCAUAUCAGUUCACCCUAGGGUCGGAUGGAACUUUUUUGCAAGGCUUGGAGAAAAUUCCACCAAGUGUUUUCAAACUAUCAAGUUCUUUAAAAGGGGUGAACAUAAGGCCCAGUGACCUUGACCUUUGACUUUUGUGAGGAAAAUCCAUCAAAGUGUUCAUCACAUUCACAAACAGGCAAAUGGACGUCAAAUUAAAUAGGUCGAUACUGAAACAGCAUGUAGAAAUCCCUACUUUUGAUGUCAGAGCAUCAGAGCUUCUAAAAGACCAUCAGUUUAUAAAUGUUAUUUUAUAUAUUAUAAAUAAAUGUUACUUUUUGUGACAGAGCUUCCUAAGUGAGCAUGCGCUGUUGUGAGAAGAAAAAUUAUAUUGAUAUAUUAAAGUUAUAUUGAUAGAAUAAACGAAUAUAUCAUGUGAUGUGAUGAUAUGUAUCAUAUACAUAUGUGAUGAUAUGAUUAUGAGUCUGAAUCUGUCACAUGUUGGUGGGAAAUAUUUGGCUUUUUAAAACCCAGCUACUUUAUCUUUUUUUUUUUUUUAAUGCAGCUCAGUUAGUCCAAACCACUUCUACAGAUAUAAGGGUUUUUUUCUUACCGGUACAUAAUAAUCAGUAUAAAACAUUGUAAAUGAUGCAUUUUGGUGAUGAGCUUUUCAUUCUUGUGGCCUGUUUGUGAAGUAGUGUGCCAUUUGUGCUUAUUUUAUUCUGCACUGCUUGAAAAAAAUCAAGGAUUCCUUGAAAAAAAAGAUGCAGAAACAGCUCCAGGCCAGAGCUUUCUUGGCUGUUUUAUUAUUGUGCUUUUUGCCAACUUUGAAAGACAUUUAUGUUAAAAAAUAUAUGGAAGUAUGAAGAAAGCUGGAGCUGGAUUGUUUUUGCACUUUGUUGCUGAAGCACUUCUAAAUGCAGAGGAUAAAUGUAGUUAAUGUAUGAUUGAUCAAUUAUUUCUGCUUUGAACCUGUGUAUAGUUUCUCUCUGUAAUCUUUCUGAGUUCUGUUGCCAAAUCAGCUGUUUUCAUUCUAUUAAUGUGAUUUAUUGUAAAAUUGCUUUUCCAGUAGCUCUGUCGCCACAUUGGUGAGUGGUUUCCUUGAACAAGGAUCAUCCCAUGUUAAGGAUCAAAAUAUUUUUGCACCUGCACAGAACAAAUUCUUAUAGUUAAGCUAUUAUAAAGAGACAAGAGACUUUUGUUUUCAGAGCUUACUUGUCCUUAAUCACAGUUUAAAUCUAGAUUGUUCGGUCCAGUUUGGCACACAAAGCUCCUCAUCUCAAGACCUGAUUAAUGACGUGUUGUGCGACUCUACAGGAACUUUGUCAGCUGUGUUUAAGCUAAAUACAAAGACAACAGUCCACAGAAAAAACACUGCAAUAACUCAAGUCAGAAAUAUUUAGAUAUAUCUUAAGCCACAUUCAUCUCAAAAGGUCAGCUAAAGAUGUUAGUUCAAGGUAUAAAACACAACUAGAACUAGCACCAGGUGGUUAUUUACCUCUACAAUCUUCGUGACUAUUGUGAGUGCUCUCUUUAUGUUUACAUUAGUCUAGACUCUAGAGCAUAAAAAAAGAGACCUACAUUUCUUACAUGUGCUCCUAUACAUAAAGAAUGUAGAGGCUAUGAUAUGGUACAAGAUCACAACAACGUCACAGUAUGUAAGGCCUCAGCAACCGUUGACCUCCAAAAUCUGAUCAGUUCAAGUAUGAGCGUAGGUUUCUGCCAAAUUUCACAAAAAUCCCUUAAUGCAUUCUUUAAUUGUUGUGUGAACAAGGUUUAAGGUUGCAGGGACUCUGUUCGCCCAAAAUCUAAUCAGUUUAUCCUGAAGUCAGAGUGGACAUUUAUGCAAAGUCUGAAAAAAUAUCCUCAAAACGUUCCUAUGAUUAAUGACCUGGAUGGAAGGGAGUACAGAUGAACCCAAGUGAGUUUUUUGUGGCACAGUGACCACAAAAACCGAUGCAUGCAUUGCUUAAUGCUGCUCUUGCUCUUCGAGUUGGAGAGGUCACUUGUUUAAAGCAUUCUUGAGAUAUUCUGUAACAAGACAGGAAUGAACAUAAGGCCCAACGACCUCAACAUUUUGAAUCUAAAAUCUAAUAAGUUCAUCCUUCAGUCAGACUUGACAUUUAUGCAAAGUUUGAAGAAAAUGCCUGAAAUGUUCUUGAGAUACUGAGUUCACAAGGUAGGACUGAACAUGAGGCUCAAGACCUUUGACCUACUGCUUCCAAAAUUGUAUCAGUUCCUCCUUUACCCUGAGUGGCUAUCGCCAGUGGAGUCGCAUAAAUGAAUGCCAUGGGGGCAAGUCCAUUUAACCUUCAUGUCAUGAAAUAGGUCUUUUUUAAAAUGUAGACGUGUCAUUUUAAGACUCUAAAUUACAGUUUUUUGGCUUGAAUGGCAGAUAUUUGAAUUUUGCAUUUAAGUAAUCCAGGCCUCAUUAUUUCUCAUAAUAUCUUGAAUUAAGAUGAUUAUGUGGAUUUUCAGGUGAAUGUGGCUUAUAUAGCAUAUAACAGGAAAUUUUGGACUAGAAAUUAGACAAAUCCACUUGUAAGAUUUGAGUUUUCGUGGCAAGGGUGUAAAAGAAUGUGGGGCAACCCGACAUAAACUGCUAUUGCAUUAUGGGAAACGUAGGAAAUUGGGCCAUGCUAGAGGCCUAAAUCGUCCUGCAUCAUAGAUGAACAAAACAACAAAUCUUCAACUCCUUGAUGAUUUUAUACUUGUGUGUUGAAAAUGUCAGAGUCAGACAACAAUGUGAUUAUAGUUCUGUAUUUUCUUUUUCUACUUUAAUCUAUUCCACAUCUUUAUAUCAAGGUCUUUUCUGUCUGUGCUCAACUUUACUUGAAAAAUAUAAAGCAUGAGUUGAAAUAGACCUGUUUACUUUAUUUAUCAUCUUUCCUUUGUAUAUAAAAAUGCAUUUCUUUGCACAUUAGUGUUCAGGAUUUUCUCUAAUUAACACAAGAUGGUGAUUUGACCUGUUCAAAUGUACUUUUUGUGGGUUAAUGAAGUGCAGUACGUAUGUGUUUAGUGGGCAUUAAACAGUGUGUUUAUUUGUCCAAGAAGAUGUAGUUAGAAAGAUUUAUUAUUAUGUGGCAUCAUUUUGACAUGCUAUUUUUUUUCAUGCUGGUUGGGAAUCUAAAGAUGAAUAAAUAAAGAUUAAAAA